AAACCUACAUUACAACCAACAAAGCUGCAAGUACAGCGCCUCUCCUCGGAAAACAUUUGUGUGACAUCUGCUCUACUAAUGCCAAAGACUGCUAGCGGGCAAGUCAUUCAUGAGCUCAGAGGCUUAGUAUGUGUAAUGUCCAAACCUCUAUAUUCAAUGACAAUGGCAAUGGUAGAUAGCUAUUCAUGUGAGUCAUUGGUGACUCAUAGUAGGAAUUUGACUGUGUUUUUCUUCUUAUAAGCAAUUUGAGAAAGCUUGGACUGAGAAACUGAGGUAUCAUCAUCACACCUGUUAUUCACUUCAGUUUAUUUACCUACACACAAGUAGGCCAGUACUCACUAAUCAAAAUGGUUUUGCAGCACCUAUCUAUUUGGGUGCAAUGAGUCAUGUUGAUAAGUAAUGAUGCUUUUUCAGUGUCUUGGAUACAUGCAAAUUGCAAGAUUACAUACACCUUGGGCAUUAGUACUCAAAUAUGUCAAUGUGCUGUUGAUGAAGAUUGUGGAUUGCUAAACAGUAAAACCUUAUAAUUGUAAAUUGUUACAGCUCUCAGAAGUUAGAAGAGAGUUGAAGAAGUUUUUCUUUUAUUUGACAUUCUUUAUGGCAAAAAGUAAUUGCAUAUGAUGUGUUAACAUUUUUCUGGUUAACUGUUUACAAAGAAACAAUGUGGUGCUCCGUGAUAAUACGACUGUACCAGAGUGCCCACCAUGCUCGCUGCCUGCUGUCACACGGAGUUGUGCAGACCCAGCAGAGGGCUGCGAGCAGGCAUCUCCCCGCCGCGCUCCAGCUCUCCCCGCCGCUGUGCCGCGGGCUGUGCUCGGAGUCGCCGCCGCCGGAGGACGACUGGGACCCGCUGGAGGAGCUGGGCCCGGGGCCGGGCGGCGGCCCGGGGGACGGCGCACACCGGCUGCUGCUGCUGCACCCGCAGACCAAGCGCGGCUCAGAGCGGCAGCCGGCCGAGCGGGCCGACCUGCUACUGGCCGAGGCGGCCGCGCUGGUGCGCUCGCUGCCCGGCUGGCGCGUGCUGGACACGCUCCGGCAGCCGGUGUUGAACGCCCGCUCCAAGACGGUGCUGGGCAGCGGCCAGCUGCGCGCGCUGCAGGAGCGGCUGCGCCGGCUGCCGGCCGCCACCGGGGUGCUGGUGAACGUUCAGCAGCUGAGCGGCCUGCAGCAGGCCGAACUGGAGACCGCCCUCCGGCUGCCCGUGAUCGACCGCUACGGACUGGUGCUGCGCAUCUUCCGGCAGCACGCGUCCAGCCGCGCGGCGCGCCUGCAGGUGGCGCUGGCGCAGCUGCCCUACCAGCGCUCCCGGCUGCGCGCCUCGGGCCAGCACAACGCCGCGCGCCGCCACCAGCUGGACCUGCUGGAGCAGCGGCUGCAGCGCGAGCUGCGCCGGCUGGAGGGGCGGCGCGAGCUGCUGCGCGCCGGCCGCAGCCGCUCCCAGGUGCCCACCGUCGGCGUGGUUGGCUACACGAACGCCGGCAAGACGUCUCUGAUCGGUGCUCUGACAGACGGCGACACGUCGCGUGGCCGGGACCGGCUGUUCGCCACGCUGGACGUCACCGCGCACCGCGCCGCCUCGUCCCGGCUCCGGCACGUGCUGGUGGACACGGUGGGCUUCAUGGCGCAGCUGCCAGCCUCGCUGCUGGAGGCGUUCCGCGCCACACUGCGCGAGCUGGCCGCCGCCGACCUGCUGGUGCACGUGGUGGACCUGUCCCAGCCGGACCGCGUCGCCCAGGCGGAGCACGUGGUGGACACGCUGCGCCACCUGGGCCUACCGCCGGCACUGCUCGAGACGGCCGUCACCGUCGGCAACAAGGCCGACCUGACGCCGGACCGGCCCGAGGGCAUGCUCUGUGUAUCUGCCACCGGCGGCGAGGGUCUGCCCGAGCUCAGCGCGCGCCUGGAGGAGGCGCUUGCGGCCGCCACCGGCCGGCGCACGAUGGUGGUACGCGCGCCGACCGGGGGCGCCACCUACGCCUGGGUGCUGCGCCACUGCGACCUGGUGUCGCAGGAGGUGGACGAGACGGACCCGCAGCUGAGUCGGAUCACCGUGCUGACGUCACCGGGGCAGCUGGCGCAGCUGCGGCGCCAGUUCCCCGGCGUCAGCGUCAGUAACGCCUGACGUGUAGUCCUCGCCAAGGUGUGGUGUAAUUGUGCACUGGGGCUGUGGUGAGCAUGUGUGAAGUGUGAUCAAGCUGUGAGUAACUAUUUGCCGUCUGAAGUUUGUAGAUGACGUCAGUUGCUUUUUACGUGUGUGCGACGACUGAAUGUGAAUGACGUCAGAGGUGUCUAACGUUUCAGGCAAAUGACCCCUCUAGAUGAUGCAAUCAAUUGUCAUUUGUCGCUGUGCUAUCAAGCGCAAAGGCUGUGCAAUAAAGUACUUAAUCCCUCA
Messenger RNA from Amphibalanus amphitrite, 2392 nucleotides. RefSeq names its product putative GTP-binding protein 6. The transcript has a single exon. Gene Ontology annotation, molecular function: GTP binding; ribosome binding. The record is from RefSeq and is a predicted model, not a curated record. NCBI's taxonomy places the organism in Eukaryota, Metazoa, Arthropoda, Thecostraca, Balanomorpha, Balanidae. Gene Ontology annotation, cellular component: cytoplasm. The coding region runs from base 662 to 2122 and encodes 486 amino acids.